UUGUCUCCAGCAUGAAGCUUAAUCUUCAGUCAGGCAUCCAGCUCACUUUCCUGGUCCUCUGCUGCACACUUGUAGCAGUGCGAGUGUCAGGCAGCCCGUUUGUCCCAGGAAGAUGUUUAUGUCCUGAGACACAAAAUGCUGUCAGAGGGCAGCUGAAAGACCUGGCAGUCUUGCCCAAAAGCCAUAACUGCGACAGAAACACAGUCAUAGUAACACUGAAGAAAAACAGCGAGCUUGUGUGUCUGAACCCAGAGGCACCACUGGGCAAACUACUGAUACGCUGCUGGAAUAGGGCCAAAAACUUGGGUCGUGAUGUGAGGUUGUGCCUGAAGAGGAGGAGGAGGAGAGGCCAGCAGCACCCUCGUCAGAGGAAAAGGGGUCACAGCCGGAGGCUCACAUCCUCAAACUAGCCAGAAAAACAAAGCAACACUACUGCAUGGAGUGUCCAUCCGACUUCCUGUCUGACUAUGGGCCUUCACAACAGACUGAUAACCAGACUGCCAGUGACUCUCCUAGAGAACUUCAUGCUAUCAUAUUCUUCUCUACCUAAAUACUACAUAGCACUGAGGUCUGGGUCAUAAAUCAAACUCUGCAGGCCUGCUGCAGAGCGUUUUACUGUGUAAAUAACUGAGAUAAUAGUCAUAACUAUGCCCUGGUGGCUCCUUGUUUCUUAAAUGUUUAUAUACAGAAACAGUUUAGCUUUUAAAAACAGUUUAAUGGUCAACGUCUUAUUUUUUUAUGGUAUGUGAACCCCUGGAAAAGCUAACUUAAGUCGGUUAUUUAUUUUUAUAUGCCUUUUGGUCACUUUCCAGAUAUAGAAGGUUUUUAAUAAAUGCGUCAAUACAGUUGUGUGGCUA
Molecule: messenger RNA, 857 nt
Organism: Myripristis murdjan (pinecone soldierfish)
Lineage: Eukaryota; Metazoa; Chordata; Actinopteri; Holocentriformes; Holocentridae
Product: C-X-C motif chemokine 11-like
Exons: 4
Coding region: 12-410 (132 amino acids)
Biological process (GO): immune response
Cellular component (GO): extracellular region
Molecular function (GO): chemokine activity
Source: RefSeq, a predicted model, not a curated record